Molecule: messenger RNA, 569 nt
Organism: Anoplophora glabripennis (Asian longhorned beetle)
Lineage: Eukaryota; Metazoa; Arthropoda; Insecta; Coleoptera; Cerambycidae
Product: zinc finger protein 335-like
Exons: 1
Coding region: 257-556 (99 amino acids)
Biological process (GO): regulation of transcription by RNA polymerase II
Cellular component (GO): nucleus
Molecular function (GO): RNA polymerase II transcription regulatory region sequence-specific DNA binding; DNA-binding transcription factor activity, RNA polymerase II-specific
Source: RefSeq, a predicted model, not a curated record
UUACGAAACUAAAUGCAAGAAAGAUAUUAAAAAGCACCAACUGAAGCAUAACGAUCCUUUACAUGUUCAAAUAUACAGGUGUAACGACUGCGAUUUCAAAACUAUAUACAAGAAGAAUGUCAAACGACACCAACUGAAACAUAAAGAUCCUUCUCAGGUUGAGAUUUACAGAUGUAAUGACUGUGAAUACGAAACUAAAUACAAGGAUGAUAUCAAAGAGCACCAACUGAAACAUAAUGAUCCUUUAGAGGUUCAAAUGUACAGCUGUAAUGAUUGCGAUUUCAAAACUAUAUACAAGAAGAACGUCAAACGACACCAACUGAAACAUAAAGAUCCUUCGCAAAUUCAAAUUUACAGAUGUAAUGACUGUGAAUACGAAACUAAACACAAGGAAGAUAUCAAAAAGCACCAAGUGAAGCAUAGUGAUCCUUCACAGCUUCAAAUGUACGGGUGUAAUGACUGCGAUUUCAAAAGUAUAUACAAGAAGAAUGUCAAACGACACCAACUGAAACAUAAAAAUCCUUCGGAGAUUCAAAUGUACAGGUGUAACAACUAGCUGUGAUUACGAA